CUCAGCUUGCCUCGCUGCUCGCACUGGCAUCUAUUGUCGGUGGCUAUCUCGUGCUUCUGAAUCUUGAGCUUGUCUCGAUCUACCAUCCCAACUCUGGCCAAACACGCUCUCUGACAGUAGCAGACGCUUCUGGACACUCAGUUUCUUGCACCUCAUCUUGAAGUGCUGAAACAGGGUCUCUUGCCAUAGUAUGUGGGAACGUACACUCCAGGAUCUUAUUCGCGGUCUGCGCGCCAACAAGAAGGAUGAAAGCAAGUUCAUCGCUCAAGCUGUGGACGAGAUCCGGACGGAAACCAGAAGCAAAGACAUGGAGAUCAAGGCUGCUGCUAUACUGAAGCUCACAUACUUGCACAUGCUUGGGUAUGACAUGAGUUGGGCGUCCUUCCAUGUCGUUGAGGUUAUGUCGGCUCCACGAAUACACCUCAAGACUAUCGGGUAUUUGGCAGCAGCACAGUCUUUCCAGCAGGAUACGGACGUUCUGAUGCUCACUACAAACUUGCUCAAGAAGGACUUAGGCUCAAGACCAGAAGAGGUAGCCAUCGCAUUAAAUGGGCUAUCGCACAUCGUGACAUCCGAAUUGGCUCGGGACCUAUCCCCGGAACUUGUCGCUAUGCUCAACCAUUCGCGCCCACAUAUACGGAAACGAGCGGUCCUAGCUAUGUACAAGGUUGUCACUAAAUACCCGGACGUCCUCCCUUCCAGCAUGAGCAGGCUCCGAGACAAGUUAGAUGAUCCCGAUCCCGGCGUUGUAGCGGCGACGGUAAACGUUUUGUGCGAGUUAGCCCCCCAAAGUCCUAGAGACUACCUUCCACUGGCACCGCAGUUAUUUCAUCUUUUGACUACCUCUUCAAACAAUUGGAUGUUGAUCAAAAUCAUCAAACUUUUUGGGACUCUAACGCCGUAUGAGCCCCGGCUGGUGAAGAAACUACAACCACCGAUAACUGAUCUUAUCUCCACGACGUCAGCAAUAUCUCUCCUAUAUGAAUGUGUGCGUACAUGCAUCAUAGGUGGCAUGCUCCUGGGUCUUGCAGGGAACGCGCUUGCCCAAACAUGUGUCACGAAGUUGGCUGGAUUCUUGCAGGAUGCCGAUCAAAACUUGAAGUACAUCGCUUUGCUCGCAAUGGUUAAGAUCGUUCCCACCCACCCGGAGCUUGUAGCAGAAUAUCAGGAUAUGAUCUUGUCCAGUGUCAACGACGAAGACAUCAGUAUCAGGAUGCGAGCCUUGGACUUAGUCUCUGCUAUGGUCAGCCGACACAAUUUGCAGCCCAUCGUGCAGCACCUCUUAUCCCAUCUGGUCAAAACGGAAUCUGUGGCCCUUCCGUCCGCCUCGGAGGCGCUCUCUCAGUUCGGGCCAUCUCAAGACAUUCCAGCGGCUCGACUUGGCGGACUUCCCUCUCAAUCUCCGGCCUAUCGUCUGACGCUAGCCCAACGGAUCUUAUCGCUCGGCUCACAGGACUUGUACGACAACGUCACAGACUUUGAGUGGUACAUCUCCGUUCUCGUUGAUCUCGCUUAUGUCGCACGUGUGAGCAUCGGUGCCGAGAUUCGUGAACAGCUCGUCGAUAUCACCGGUCGAGUGCGUGCAGCGCGCCGAUAUGCUGUUCAAGUCAUGGCAAAGCUCCUCGGCGAUGAUUCGUUCUUACACAAUGCCUCCGACGACGGCGGGUGCCCAGAGGUGCUCUGGGCGGCGGCGUGGAUCUGCGGCGAGUAUUGCAGCGAACUUGCGGAGCCACACAAGCUUCUGUCAUCCCUCUUGCAGCCUCGCAUCUUGUCGUUGCCUUCGGACAUCGUCGCCGUCUAUCUGCAUGCGGCGAUGAAGGUUUUCGGUUCAUGGGCGACAGAACUCGCCGAUCGCUGGGACGACGAUGACUUGCCCAGAGUCCGUGGAGUCGUCGACGACGUCGUGGGGCGCCUCUCAAGCAUUGUGACGCACACCGACAUCGAGGUGCAGGAACGGGCCGCUGAGCUGCUCCAACUCUUCACGUUCAUCCGCGCAGAUCUGAGCGCAUACAAGCCGCAGCCGCGCAAUACUAGCAAGUAUGGCGAGUCGAGCAUGAGCCCAGGCGCGGAAGGCUUCGGCGAGCCCUCGUCGACCGCGUCUGCGUCUACAUCUCCGGCAUCGGAGCCCCACUUUCCGAAGAGCCUAUACCUCAUCAGACCGCUCUUCGGUGCGUACGAACUCAACGCGGUCGCGCUCUCGGCCCAGGCGAGCUUGCCGAUUCCCGAAGGUUUGGAUCUGGAAGCAUGGAUCGUGCCUUUCAAGGAAGACCCCACCCCCCUGGCUGGGGAUGCCACGGACGAGGCGCUCGAGGGGAAGAAGGGUAAGAAAGGUAAGCGAAAGGAGGGUGAGAAAGGCGCAGGGAAGUCGAAGCGCAAGGGGAAGGCGCGGGCGAGUGGUGGCGCGGAUGACGAAGAGGAUCAGGCGGUCGAUGGGAACGGACACGACGUGGUAGUCCAAUUGGUCGAGACUGAGAAGGAGCGGGCUGAGCGCGAGCGCCGGAAGGCCGAGCGGCUGGAACGGCUGCGGGACGACCCCUACUACCUGAUGGACGACCGUCCUCCUUUGACAAAGUUUGGCGCCGCCGACGUGGAGUCUAUACCGGUGGUCAAGCUAGACGACCUGCCGCCACUGUCCACAGCUAUAGCACCAACAGCGCGCCUACCCAGCUUGCGAAGCUCCCCUGCACCGCCCGCACAGACGUUCGUCAUCGACAAAACGGGUGAGAUGCCCGAGGGCGCAGUGCGCACUGCGUCAACCCCUGUGUCCCCACAGCCUCAGCGCCCUGGAGUGAGGGUAGGCUCUCCUUCGCCCUCGUAUGGGAUGUAUGGGAACGGGAGUACGUCACGAUCGGCAACUCCCCCCCUUGGGGCAAGUGUGGCCGUUCCCCUGCCGUCACGCUUUCCGGCUUACGACUUGGACGCGGACGAGCCCCGGCCCAGAACACCCGAGGCGAUCAAAGUGACAAAGGUCAAGAAGAAGGGGACGACAGGGAGUGGCGGCGGCGGGAAGGAAAAGAAGGCCAAGAAACGGAUAGCGGCCAAGCCGUCGGAGUCGGAGUCGCUCGCGCAGUGAUUUGCAUUGGUUGCGCUAGCCUCUUUGUCGAAGGGCGGGUGCGCUGCGCAGGACAUGAGUCUAACGUGAUGUGGACUGUCAUUGUCCGUUUCAGGGCUCGGGCGCGAGUGGAAGGCGAGUGGAAGCAGUCUAGUCAGUCUAACCAUAUCAUUGUCCGAGUCUGUAAGCUGUAGUGGGAAUACACGGUUGUUUGCUUUGUUU
Molecule: messenger RNA, 3274 nt
Organism: Dichomitus squalens LYAD-421 SS1
Lineage: Eukaryota; Fungi; Basidiomycota; Agaricomycetes; Polyporales; Polyporaceae
Product: Adaptor protein complex AP-3 delta subunit
Exons: 11
Coding region: 191-3073 (960 amino acids)
Biological process (GO): protein targeting to vacuole; Golgi to vacuole transport
Cellular component (GO): AP-3 adaptor complex; endosome membrane; membrane coat
Source: RefSeq, a predicted model, not a curated record